Oreochromis aureus is the source of this 3635-nucleotide messenger RNA. RefSeq names its product C1q and TNF related 6a (gene c1qtnf6a). The transcript has 3 exons. Bases 517 to 1245 code for a protein of 242 amino acids. Gene Ontology annotation, molecular function: protein binding. The record is from RefSeq and is a predicted model, not a curated record. Lineage: Eukaryota; Metazoa; Chordata; Actinopteri; Cichliformes; Cichlidae.
UGAGAGGUCUGGAAGUUUGCAGGAAUUCAGCAGCGGAAGCUCACACCCUAGAGGAUAUGAAGAGUUUUCCCUAAACAUACCAGCUGCUGGUGGUGGUAUUAUCAUCGUUAAGUCAUGCUGCUAAACUUUAACAAGGCGUGUUGUUUGAUUCUAAUUAGCAUCUGGCAGAUUGGGGAUACAACUCUGAGCUACUGAAAGGCUUUAGGUGCUUCACAUGUUCAUCAGUUUUAUGUUUCAGGGGGGAAAAAACUGAGAUCCGGAUCACUGAGCAUCUUUCACUGUCAGAUAAAUGGACUCGUACUUGCUCCACGAAGGAGGGGUCAGGGAGAAAAGAAGGACUUCCUUUCUAUAGGAAACUUUUCACAUCUAAUUCACACAGAGGUCCAGACAGAGAGAGAGAGAGAGAGAGAGAGAGAGAAGGAGGGAGGGAGCUGCUGACUCAGGACUUUCCCCCUCCUCCGUCCCCGUCUUCUGAGUGGUGUGAAGCGGCAGCACAGACGUGAACGAGUUACAGCCAUGUCGGGCAUCCUCCUCCUCCUCCUGUCCUUAUCCUGCCUGGUGGCCACGGUGCCUCCUCCAGUCCCCUGCAGACACUGCUGUGAUCACCUGGAGCCAGCAGAGGGCAGCGGGGCCCAGCCAAGAAGUUAUGCCCCAGAGGUCCGCACAUACAUCAACAUGACCAUUCUGAAAGGUGACAAAGGAGACCGCGGUGAGAGAGGGACACCAGGCAAAGCUGGACUUGAAGGACCUCCAGGCUCUAUUGGGCCAGCGGGAUCAAAAGGCUCUAAGGGUCAGGCUGGUCUCCCAGGAGACCCCUGCAAAGUCCAGUACUCCGCUUUCUCCGUCGGCCGUCGAAAAUCCCUCCACAGCCUUGACUCCUAUCAGACGCUUGUGUUUGACACGGUUUUCGUUAACCUCGACGACCACUUCAACAUGUUCAAGGGAACAUUCAUCUGCCACAUCCCAGGGAUCUACUUCUUCAACGUCAACAUCCACACGUGGAACUUCAAGGAGACCUACCUCCACAUAAUGCAGAACGACACGGAGCGGGCGAUUGUGUACGCUCAGCCCAGCGACCGCUCCAUCAUGCAGAGUCAGAGCCUUAUGCUGGAGCUGGAGCUGAGCGAUGAGGUGUGGGUCCGUCUGUACAAGAGGGAGAGAGAGAACGCCAUUUACAGUGACGAUGUAGAUAUGUACAUAACGUUCAGUGGAUACCUCAUCAAGCCCAGUGAAGAGAGGGAAUGAGUUGGCUGAGUAUUACUGUACACGGUCGAGCUCAAAAGCAAUUUACCACAAAACUGUCCUUGUAGAUAAACACAUAUUCAACAUGAUAAAAAUGUCUAUAUAAUAAGAAAGACUCCUAGCUUUACCAGAUUUCACUGGUGGGCUGAAAAAAUCCACACAACACUGUAAAACUUUGAUAAACCAGAGCCAGUGUGCGACCCAAUAACACUUUGUUAAUAGUAUAAAAUUAAAACAUUUGUUUCACUAGUAUAAAUUUAUACUACUAUAAUCUUUUUAGGUUCAAGAAGAGCCAAACACGCGGAUUCUGGUUAAAAUUUCAAUAUUAAUAUUAAGAAAACAUGAAGUCGUCACUGAUUUAAGAAAACAAAACAAAACAUUUAACAAAAUCAACAAAUAAUGAUUUAAAUAUUAAAUAAUUUAAAUACUGCACAGCAGUGAGUGGCCUAACUAAAUGAAAUGGGCAGUGUGUUUUCUGCAGUAAGUAUAGAAAAACAAUCACCACAUGUUCACACGUCAACUGCACUGCAGACCAAAAAGCAGCAAGAUCUGUCAAGAAGUCUCAAGUGGCCUCUGCCGCUUAGAUCUACUACACUGUAUGCAAGAAGCAGUGAGAAAAACCACACCAGCUCUCUGCAGCGCUUCCACUGUCUAGUCAAACAUAAGGCCCUGGGGCCACAAUCGGCCCAGCGAAGACUUGAAUCUGGCCCACUGGACGGCUUUAGUAAAUGUAAGGAGUGCAUACAUAGUUAACUUUUAACUGUAUUUCCAUAAGUUUUACAACUUUUCUUAUUAAUAAAGACUGCCCACCCCUGUUGCCAUUCAUACAACACCAGAGUUUUUAACUAACAGAUAAACAAUUAAAUGACAGGACAAGUUCCUGUGGUUCCACUAACUCCACACUAAAUUAACAACAAUUUUAUCUUAUAUAAUUACAGGAUAGUGUGUGCAAUGAACUAUCUUUAAAUUUUUAAGUCAUUUUACACAGUUUGGCUGCUCUGACAGGUCAAAGCGGGCUGUAUGUGGCUCACUUUGUAAAAUGAGUUUGACAUCGCCGGUCUAGAACCAAAAAAAAGAGAAAGAAAGGGUUUGGUGACCCUAAAACCAGACCAGAUUGGUAUCUAUAAGGGCAAUGCUCUGUAUGACUCUAAAAAAAAAAAAAGAAAAAGAAAAACUUGAAUUAAAAAUCUUUAUCUCAGGGAGGACAAAAUAAAAUCAUUUAAAACAGGAUACAUCAAACAAUAGGUGUGCAAUAGCCUAGGCCCUGAAAUCUGUGUUUAGAUUAGAUUCCCACUCUAACAGGUAUCACAGGAUAAGGUUGCAGGGUCUGCUUUGAGCUUCUGACAGGAGUGUAACAUAAGCCCUUCUCUUCUUCAGCCGGGGGCUCAAAACCAAAGUCAGUCCGACUUUGGAAAACCGAGACAAUGAGUCACAUCACCUCCUUGCACCAACGACUCUUAUACACAGAUCCAGCAUCAAUCAAACAGACCCUCAUUACUUUCAGCUGUGCUCAUAAAGGGAAAAAAAUGACUACCCACACCUGCCUGGAAGAGAUGGUGCUUAGUCUUAGCUCUCACAAAUGUGAAACACGCACAUCAGUUAGCUUUACAGGUGACUGUGGGCAGAUUCUGUUACCCUUACCUAAAGGUGGGGAAACUGUUUCCACUGUGCUGAGCUAAGCUGGCAGUUGUAGUUUCAUAUUUGCCAAAUGAGAGAGGUAAAUAUAUUCUUAUGAACCUUUCAGGAAAAAAAAAAAAAGGUUUGCACUUAUAUAACUUUUUAAACCCACAAAGCAAUUUCAUUGUGUUUCUCAAUCACAGACAUGUUUUUAAACCAUCAAAUAUCAAAUAAGUCUUGGUUUAUAAUCCAUCACUCCUGCCCCUGAUGUGUAAAACUAGAUGCAUUAAACAAAGCAAUAACUUUACAAAGAUGCAGGCUCAAUAUUUUUUAUUCAACAAGAAAAACAAAAUUAUAAAAAAGAUGAUGAAGUCGAUGUUCUGUAUUUGGUUUUCAGGAGCAUUUUAUAUGACAUUCACUGGGAAGAUUUGCUGUUAGUGAGUUUUGCUAAAACACGGUGCUAACUGAACUCCUGCUGCAUGAUCACUCAUCAUGGGUGACGUCAUGGCGGUUACAUCCAUCUUUUAUAUACAGUCUGUUCCACCUUUAAGGUAGUGGCGUUGAUGAUCUAACAGCAGUGAACACUCCUUACCCAGCUUUGGUUAUUCCGUGACUGGAAUAAAAAGUGAAUGUUGUUUAUAGCAACAAUAAUGGUAAGAACAUCUUUUUGGACACGUCGAAUGUAAUUCUCACUGUGAGCCCUUCUUAUUUCAUGUCCACUCAUGUCAGUCCCCACAGAUUGACAUGAGUUAUAUAAAAUAAAUGAAAGAAGCAGA